Molecule: messenger RNA, 1934 nt
Organism: Lytechinus variegatus (green sea urchin)
Lineage: Eukaryota; Metazoa; Echinodermata; Echinoidea; Temnopleuroida; Toxopneustidae
Product: peroxisomal trans-2-enoyl-CoA reductase-like
Exons: 8
Coding region: 88-1002 (304 amino acids)
Biological process (GO): phytol metabolic process
Cellular component (GO): peroxisome
Molecular function (GO): trans-2-enoyl-CoA reductase (NADPH) activity
Source: RefSeq, a predicted model, not a curated record
GACUAACCGCGUAUAAGUGGAUGCGGCAACCUACAGUACAGUCUGCGGAGGUCAUCGAGCUGAAAGUCGUUAAAAAAUCACUUUAAAAUGGCAGUGAAUUCACAAGUUCGAAGUAUCUUCAGAUCAGGGUUAUUUGCCAAUAAAGUUGCCAUCGUUACUGGAGGUGGAACGGGUUUAGGGCGUGCAAUUACCCAAGAACUUCUCUACUUAGGUUGCAAAGUGAUUAUUGCAUCAAGGAAAGUGGAAAGAUUACAGACUGCUGCAGAUGCCCUGAAUAAAUCAUUACCCAGGGAUUCAACAGCAGCUAUCCAUGCAAUUAAAUGCAACAUUAGACAAGAAGAUGAGGUGAAAUCUCUUAUGACGACUACAAUUGAGAAGUAUGGGAAGAUUGACUUUCUAGUCAACAAUGGAGGUGGUCAGUAUCCUUGUCCCCUCUCUGAGAUAUCAAGCAAAGGAUGGAAUGCAGUGAUUGACACAAACCUAACUGGAACAUUCCUGUGCUGUAGAGAAGCUUUUCAAGCCUGGAUGGGAGAACAUGGAGGAGCCAUAGUCAAUAUUAUUGUUGAUCUGUGGAAAGGCUUUCCAUACAUGGGGCAUACUAGUGCAGCAAGGGCAGGCAUAGAGAAUUUGACAAAAACAGCUGCUGUUGAAUGGGCACCUCAUGGAAUCAGGAUCAACUCAGUAGCUCCAGGUACAGUGUUUGGGAAAGAAGCUGCAGAGCAUUAUGGGACAGAAGAGAUCUUCAAGCUAGCCAUCCCUAACAUUCCUGCUAAGAGAUUGGGAACACCAGAAGAGAUAUCAGCAGCCGUUGCAUUCCUUCUAUCUCCAGCUGCUGCCUACAUCACUGGAGAAUCAAUCAAAGUAGAUGGUGCGUCUAGUUUAUACAUGCCACCCGGGGGAUACACAGUCAAAGACCACAAUAACAUGCCAGCCUACAAGUGGGAGACUGAUAAUGGGGAUGAAGGUGGGAAUAACCCUGGUGGCUUGUCAUCAAAAUUAUAGCAAGGACAACCAUGAAGGAAAAUAAGAAGAACAUCUUGAGAAUGAAGAUGAAGGUGAGAAUCAAUCAGUGAAACGAUGCCUUAGCUUGAUGAACCUAAUGGAGAAAGAUACGGUAUUCAUGGAAAUAUAUAUCAAUCAUUCUUAAAUUUCUCUGGCCAUAUUAACCAUCUUGGAAAUGAAGAUAUAUCUUUAUGUAAAAAAUGAGAAAUAGAAAUGUGAUGAGUCACAAUCAAGCUGCUAUGGAAAGUGGAAGUUUUCACUAUUAUCAAGUCUGUGUUCGUCAUGUUUAUCCUUUAUCAUAAUUAUGCGAAGGGCAGAUGAUAUCUAUGCAAUAUAAAUGAAGUGUGCCAACAUCUAAUUCCCUGAUGAUAAGGCAAUGCGUGAUCUAUAGGCUUGUCCAGAUUCUUUUGCUGAAAUAAGCUAUUGGAUAUGGAGGUGACCUUGAAAACUACUUGAAAUGGAGUAUAGAAAGAUGUUUGAUACUAGUUUUAUUCUGCAUAAUUAAUGAGUUUUUAUGAGAUGUUGAAAGCCAUGAACGAGAUUUCCUUGGUAGAAUCUUUGGAAAAACUUGAAAUCUUGUGUUAUUGGAUUGAGUUGACUGAUGCUUUCAUAACUAUUAAUCAUGAUACAACUCUGACCAAAUCAAUUUAAAUUACUGAUGCUAUUAUCAGUAGAUGUGUCUGUCAUUGUAAUGACUAAUGAGGAUGAAAAUCUCAUGACUGAAAUAGGCAUCAUGUAUAAUGUGAAGCUACAUGGAAUCGUAUAAAAAAGGGAGAUACUGAAAUAUUUUAUCGUAUGUUUAGAACAGUAUUCUAUUAGAGCUCCAGAGGCAGUAUCAUGAUGAAUGCACAAGAUGUUAUUUUCAUUUUAUAAUUUUUGAAGAUGGACUGUGUUUUCUUGGCACUGCUAAUGUAUCUUUCAUCAUGUUUUAU